Danio aesculapii is the source of this 1041-nucleotide messenger RNA. Its product is annotated as C3a anaphylatoxin chemotactic receptor-like. Gene Ontology annotation, biological process: positive regulation of cytosolic calcium ion concentration; inflammatory response; phospholipase C-activating G protein-coupled receptor signaling pathway. The coding region runs from base 1 to 993 and encodes 330 amino acids. The transcript has 2 exons. The record is from RefSeq and is a predicted model, not a curated record. Gene Ontology annotation, cellular component: plasma membrane. Lineage: Eukaryota; Metazoa; Chordata; Actinopteri; Cypriniformes; Danionidae. Gene Ontology annotation, molecular function: G protein-coupled receptor activity; complement receptor activity.
AUGGCUACUGGCUUCUAUAAGAAGGGUAAAGCUGUGCGCCUGAUUUCCUGGAACACUAAAGGAAUGAAUAGUGCUGUGAAGGUUGUGUGCUGGGGAGAUUUCGAACAUGAUGAAAACAUGACCGAAUUCGUCACAGAAAAUUCUACCACACAGCCGAAUGACACUGAGGGUUUUCAAAAAUUGUCUAAAUACCUUUAUAUUGUCCUCAUUGUUCUGAGUCUCAUUGGAAAUGGGCUUGUCAUAUUUGUGACUGGUUAUAAAAUGAAGACAACAGUCAACUCCAUUUGGUUUCUCAACCUGGCGACUGCAGAUUUUAUCUUCAGCUUUUCCCCAAUACUACACAUGAUUUCGAACCUCAACAGCUCCAUAUGUAGUUUUCUCUUGUUUUUGACUCGGCAAAAUAUGUUUGCAAGCAUUUUCUUUCUGACCGUCAUCAGUCUGGACCGUUGUCUUUGCACGUGGAUGGUUGUAUGGGCUAAAAAUAAAAGAACUGUGGUCAAAGCCAGGAUCGUCUCUCUGCUUGUGUGGGUUUUAUCCAUCAGCUGCGGUCUUCUUUUCACCUUUUACAAUGGCAUGGACAUGAUGCCUCUUGUCAUAUUUGAAUUCAUAGUGGGCUUCCUCAUCCCCUUCUUAAUCAUUGCAUCUUCAUACACAGCUAUUGGAGUGCGAGUCAGGCAACUUAAAAUGAAAAAGUUCAAGGUUUUUCGGGUCAUAGCUGUAGUCUUUUUUGUAUGCUGGCUUCCUUAUUAUGUUAGUGGCAUUUAUAUUACAAAUGCUUUUGAGAGUGAUUUGUUUGAAUCUUUUACAUUGGAUGCAUGGUUUGUAAUUGUUUUUAUUUCAGUAGCUCAAUGGCUGGUUAUGUUGAACAGCUGUCUAAAUCCCAUUCUUUACGUGUUCAUGUGUGAUGAGUUUAAGAAGACUCUUAAAGAGUCUCUGCUGCUGGUGCUGGAGACAGCCUUUGCUGAAGAUCAUCUGAUGUUUCACGAAGCCUAAAAGCAGACAGAAAACAGCCACACUUACACACACUCACACUGUAUCAGC